AUGACCGACAAAAUUGCAUGCGUGGUCGCUUACCCGUCGACAACAAAGGAUGGAAAGCCUGCACGCUUUGACAUGGACUACUAUCUCAAGACACACAUGGGGGAGAUUAUCAACCGAGACUGGAAACCAUUUGGCAUGGGGAAGUGGACCGUCGCGUCUUACGGGCCUGAGGAUUCUCUCGACGGCAAGAGGCCCCCGUACAUGGUCACGGCGACGAUCGAGUGGGACAAGAUCGAGGACCUGAAGGAGGCGCUCGCCAAAGGGAGCGAGGUCUCGGGAAAGGAUGUCGCAAACUACACCGACGUCUAUCCCGAGAUCUGGAUCAGCAAAAUCACCGGGACGAGCAGCUCGUGA
This is a messenger RNA of Cladophialophora immunda, 354 nucleotides long. RefSeq lists its product as uncharacterized. The transcript is spliced from 2 exons. The record is from RefSeq and is a predicted model, not a curated record. Gene Ontology annotation, molecular function: oxidoreductase activity. NCBI's taxonomy places the organism in Eukaryota, Fungi, Ascomycota, Eurotiomycetes, Chaetothyriales, Herpotrichiellaceae. The coding region runs from base 1 to 354 and encodes 117 amino acids.